CAGGUGUUUGUUAGGCGGGAACAUUUACAAAGGCGGCGUGGUGACCGUCCUGGAAGACGAUGAGCUGGACUGCCAGCCCGACCCGUUUAUGAUCCAGGUGAGUGAACCUGGAGCUGCAAGGGUGGCGAGGGAGCGGGAGGAAUCCAAACUGAACCUUCCUCACCCCGCAUUUUCUCUGCCUUUAGGGAAAGAGGGUCUAUGGCGGACCUCAAAUGAUUCAACUCAGCUUGGAUGGCAAGAGGCUGUACACAACGACCUCUUUGUACACACCUUGGGACAAGCAGUUUUACCCUCAGAUGGUCAGGUAAGAGCAUCAAGCAGCUAACUGGCUGAUUCCGCCCCUUCUUCCCCUGCUCUGUACUGAAAUCUGGGAUGUGUGUAUCACAAGUUCAGGGGGUUGGACUAGAUGACCCUCGGGGUCCCAUCCAACGCUGCAAUUCUGUGAUUCUGUAAGUGUCACAGCCUCCCUGCCAGGGAGGUGCUAGGGACUGAACCUGGCACCUUCUGCAGGCAAAGCAAGUGCUAAUGCACUAAGCUAUGCCCCUUCCCUUAAAUAUAAUAGCAAGAUUCCAGUCCUCAUGGCUCUUUUUCUUUAAAAAUAUUUUAUUAAAGCUGAAAUAUACUCGGAGUCGAGAGUGGAUUUCAUGCUCUUUAUUCAGCUCAUAGUGGUGAGAAGGAAUGGAAGUUCCCCCAGAAUCUGCUUUAUAUACAUUAUUUACACAAUGGGCCCCACGUGAUUGGCUAAUUCCGGGAUUCUCCUGUAGGCCAAUCAGGUUGUGGGUUCACUUCCACCUGGAGCUUGAUUGGGUGGCUCCUGCGGAUUCAAUCAGACUACUGCAUUCUGGAUUCUAUUGUUCUAGGGCCAAUCAGACUGCUGCAUUUUGGAUCCUAUUCAACUCAGUACAUAACAAAAGUUUUUUCAUGAUGCAAUACAGUAAAUAAUCUAAAAAAGAACAAAGAGAGAAAGAGAAAACACCAAAGAAAAACCAAAAAGAGUAAAGGAAAAGGGCUUCUGAUUUUCCGUCCGUCAGUUACAUAAAAGAAAUGAUUCAAAAUAUUUACUCUAGAAUGACACCCAACUGAUCUACUUUCUGUUCUGUUUUCCCAGAUAGAUUAGUUCAUUUCCCCUUUCACUCAAAAAGUCCAAAAGGGGAUCUCUGAUCAUUAUCUUUAAUAAAUGCCGGCAGUGGUUUUCCUCUAAUCCAGGGGUUGGCAAACUAAGGCUCGUGGGCUGGAUGCGGCCCACUGGGCUUGUUAAUCUGGUCCGCGGACCCUGCCGCCUGCUCGGUCAGUCCCUGCACUAAAUUGGUGUGGCACGGAGGACUCACCACACAGGUACUGACCACGCAGGGGGGUCCUUUUGGGAGAGGGUGGGACUGGCCCCCCACCAUGUCUGAGGGACAGUGGACUGGCCCCCUCCUGAAAAAGUUUGCUGACCCCUGCACUAAUCAAACCGAUCAGCUUUGUCUCCCAUAACUUCAACGACCCUUCCUCCAUAUUAGACAACAAUAAGUCUUUCCAUCUUGGUCCACGCAAGAAUCUCUCCACUGUGAUCAUAUAUUAAAAUAGUGUCCCAUACUUCUUUGCUUAUUGUGUAUACGGUCCUCAUGGUUCUGAUGAAUGGUCUGAUUUAAGCAGGAAGACAGGGAUCUGCCUUGCACUGAGUCCUCCCCCAGGUGCAUCUGAUCCUGUCUGCACUGACCAUAGCUGUCAACCGUCCCUUAUUUGGCGGGAAACUCCCUUAUCCCAGCGCCGUGUCCCACUGCUGUCCCUUAUGGAUGAUGUCCCUUAAAUUUCCCGGGUUUCAAAGGAAGCAGUUCCUCUCCCUCCCUCCCUGCCGGCCAGGGAGGAGGGAGGCUCCAACUGUGUUGCUUGGCUGCGUUGCUCACCCAAUAAGGAGUCUAAGAAUGACUGGGGGGUGGAGCUUGCAUGCCUUGUGCCAAUCAAAUCGGCCGCGUUGCCUGGGGACUCGCCUUUGCUCAGCGCUUCCCAGCGGAGAGGUGACGGUGCUUUUCCUUGCUGCAUCCCCUUUGCCGGGUUGCUGUGCUGUGCGAACCACCGCUUGAGGCUUCGUUUGGCUGCUGGCUGGGCUUUCUGCCUUUGGCUCCGAGGGGCUCAGAAGUCGAACAUACCUAUGCUGGGAAAAUCCCUUAUUUUGGCUGUUGAUCCCUUAUUUUCGAGGCUGCUGGUCCCUUAUUUUCAAAUCUGUAAGUUGACAUCUAUGGCACUGAUCGACAGCAUCCCUCCUGCUUCCCGGCACAGAGUCUUUCCCAGCUGUACCUCGAGAUGCUGGGGAAUGAAUGAACUUUAUUACGGUCACAGACCAGGAUAAAACAAACAAACAAACACAUAUAAAUAAAAUAGCAGUUAGGAUUUUAUUUUUUUUAACCGAUAAAAUUGUUAGAGCAAAUAAGGACAAAGAAACAAGCAUAGGAUAAAACAUCUGAAUAAAAUACAAGAUUAAACAAAGAUAAUGGAUGGAUAAAAACAGAUAAUUAAAACAGAUAAGAACUAAAAACAAAUAUAAACACGCAGUUAAAACAACUGUAAGAGCAUCAGAACUAAAAGACUCGCAUUUAAAACAACUAUAAGAGGCUGCAGAGUAGAAGCCUCUGAAAUAGACACUCACAACAUUAGAAACUGAUGUGCAAAUAUGGUUAAAACAGACAAUUAAAACAAUGUACAACAAUAAAUUUAGAAACCAUGUACAACAAUAAACUAUCCCAGGGAGUUGACUCAGAGUCACCCAUGGAACUGAGUUGGGGAUUUUCAUGCCGGAUUAUUUUGAGUUGGGCGAUGGUCUGCGCCUACAGAUUUGUAUGCUGGGGAAUGGAUCUGCCAAGCAACGGAUCUGCCUCUGAGCUCCCUUUUGCCUUCGCCUUUUGCAGGGAAGGCUCAGUCAUGCUGCAAAUCGACGUGGACACCGAGAACGGCGGCCUCUGUGUGAACCCAGACUUCCUGGUGGAUUUCGGGAAGGAGCCCUUUGGUCCUGCUCGCGCUCACGAGAUGCGCUACCCCGGGGGAGAUUGCACAUCGGACAUCUGGAUCUAGGCAGAUCUAGGUGAUCUGGGCAGGCCUCUCUCUCCCCUCCUUCCUCCUGCUAAGCUAACUUUACGGAAGCAUCUCUUCGUCACAGGUUUUCACCCUUUAAAAAUGUCUGUAUGCCCCUGCUGAGUCAUGGGAGUCCCUCUCUCUCCCGAGUCAGCGGUUUUCUUCCCUGCCUGCCUCCAAAGUAUUUUUUUUAAUAUGUAUUUUGUACAACAAUAAACCAAUCUAAAGGGCGGGGGAGAGAAUUGCAUAGGGUGGUUUUGGCACUCAACUCAUUGCAUGACAAGACUGUUGAAAACAGAGCUGCAGAAAAUGAAUAAACAUUUUUUAAAAUCUUA
This is a messenger RNA of Podarcis lilfordi (Lilford's wall lizard), 3386 nucleotides long. Lineage: Eukaryota; Metazoa; Chordata; Lepidosauria; Squamata; Lacertidae. The record is from the annotation of a GenBank genome assembly.